This is a messenger RNA of Octopus bimaculoides (California two-spot octopus), 994 nucleotides long. RefSeq names its product sulfotransferase 1C4. NCBI's taxonomy places the organism in Eukaryota, Metazoa, Mollusca, Cephalopoda, Octopoda, Octopodidae. The record is from RefSeq and is a predicted model, not a curated record. Gene Ontology annotation, molecular function: sulfotransferase activity.
AUGUGACAUGUAAUGUAUAUGCGCAUGUGUGUGUGUGUGUGUGUGCGUGUAUCUAGAAUAUUAAAUCUCAUCUACAUAUAUAUAUAUAUUUGUCACAAACCGCAACAAAGCAUAGAAAAAAGAUAUUUCUUUUAAAUCAGAAACAAUUGCAACUUAUAUUCAAACGAUAAUAGUAAACGAAGAAAGACCAUGGAUUCCGAAGAAAUAGAAAAAGAAAUCAGAAGUUCUUUAACACAAUUCUUCGACAAAAACGGUAUUCCGAUGCCUAUUUAUAGAUAUAAAGGACACUAUAUUCCUUAUUCGGAAUUCUCGGUAUUAGGUUUAUCCAAACUAAAUACAGUGAAAAUAAGACCCGAUGAUAUUUUGAUGUAUACAUAUCCUGGAGCGGUUCCUUAUGGUGAUUACUUUAAACAUAGCCACGAAAUGUAUGCUUUUUGUAAAGGUAACCCAAAUGUGCUUAUCAUAACUUUUGAAGAAAUGAAAAAGGAUCCAUUCAAAGCAGUUUUACGGAUUGCUAAGUUCUUGGAGAAAACAGUUUCCGACAAACUUGCUGAAAGUAUUGUUGAUAUGUGUUCAUUUGAUAAAAUGAAGUCAGAAAAAGAAUUAGUUUUUUCGUAUUUUGAGGGAACAAACAAACUGAAACCUGGUGGUACUGUUUACCAUUCUGGUGUCGUAGAUACAUGGAAAAAAUGGUUGACCGUUGAGCAGAAUGAAAAAAUGGAUGCGAAGAUUCAAUCGGAAUUCUCUGAUCGAGAAAUUAAAUUCAACUUUUGAAGUAUUCACUGAUUUUUAAAAAAAGUGUUUUGUACUAGCUGAAAAUUUUAGUCUUAAUAUGAAAAUUUGUAUCGGCUUAUUAAUGAAAUAAAAGCAUAGGAAAAGAACAUUGUAAGUGAUUAUAAAUCAUAGGUUUUAGUUGUUCAAAAACUUAUUUAAAACCCGCGUUCUUAUAUUGUAGUCAUCAUUGAAUAAACUCAAAUAAAAGAAUAUAAAUAUU